AAAUUGUUGGAUUGUGGGAUGAAACACAAAAACAGAAUAAAGAAAAGAAAGCAGAGACUUGGCUUUUAAGUCAAAGUUCGGUAACAACAUUUUAGUUGCUCAUCUUCUUCCAUUUUCGAUCUUCACGUACAAUAUUCAUACAAAUAUAAAGAUCAGAUCUUUACCACUCAAACAUCAAGAUUUUUAAUCUACGAGGUUCCUUUCACAAAAUAAUCUCGACCCACAACAAUCUUUUUUGCGAAUUUGAUAGUGUUGGUACAGAUGGAGAAAGUGAGAAGCAUGUUGAAGCCGAAAGUAGAGCCACAAAAGCAGUUGAGAGAGUGGCAGCGGCGGCUCCGUAGAGAGUGUCUUAAUGUUGAUCGCCAAAUUCGAGAUAUUCAGAGAGAAGAGAAAAAUGUGCAGAAAGCGAUUAAGGAAGCUGCGAAGAGAAAUGAUAUGGGGUCUGCUAAGUCACUUGCGAAAGAGAUUAUUCGAUCUAGAAAAACUGUGAAUCGCCUUUAUGAAAACAAGGCUCAACUAAAUUCAAUAUCAAUGCACCUUGGAGAAAGUGUUGCCAUUGCACGUACAGUGGGACAUUUGUCCAAGAGCGCUGAAGUUAUGAAAAUUGUCAAUAACCUCAUGAAGGCCCCUGAAGUGGCUGUCACUAUGCAAGAAUUUAGCAAAGAAAUGACAAAGGCUGGCGUAAUAGAAGAAAUGGUGAAUGAUUCUCUCGAUUCUGCACUUGAUUCAGAGGAUAUUGAAGAGGAGACUGAAGAAGAAAUUGACAAGGUCUUGACAGCAAUAGCUGGCGAAACUGCUGCACAACUUCCAGAAGCAGCCAGAAGAGAGAGACUAAAGCAACCUGCUCAGUCUGUUGAAGAUGCAGAGGAAGAAGGUGCUGAUGAUGAGGAAGAACUAGAGGCAAUAAGGGCUCGUCUUGCCAAAGUUAGGUCAUGAAGCAUAGUUCUCAUAUUGACGUCGGAAGGAAGGUCAAGGUCAGUAGUUAUGGUAAUUGAGUGAGAUUUGUGCAGUAACACCUCUUUCUCUCCGAUGAGACGAGGGGUCAAAUUAUGAUGUAAUGAGCUCAUGCUCAUGAAAAUAUGGUUGUCGCUGACGUAAUAUUUUACACUAGCCCACAUAUUCUGCUGAGUUUCAGAUCAGAGGUGUGCUCAGGUGAUGCAAUACGCUAAGUUAAAGAUUAUCAGAUUGUGUAUAUAUAUUGACAUACAUAUAUCCUAGUAUAAAGCCUCAACUAUAUGGCAGUUGUCGUUUUUA
Daucus carota subsp. sativus is the source of this 1254-nucleotide messenger RNA. RefSeq names its product vacuolar protein sorting-associated protein 24 homolog 1. The transcript is spliced from 6 exons. The record is from RefSeq and is a predicted model, not a curated record. Lineage: Eukaryota; Viridiplantae; Streptophyta; Magnoliopsida; Apiales; Apiaceae. Gene Ontology annotation, biological process: late endosome to vacuole transport; protein transport; endosome transport via multivesicular body sorting pathway. Gene Ontology annotation, cellular component: multivesicular body; ESCRT III complex. The coding region runs from base 262 to 936 and encodes 224 amino acids.